This is a messenger RNA of Protopolystoma xenopodis, 522 nucleotides long. Lineage: Eukaryota; Metazoa; Platyhelminthes; Monogenea; Polystomatidea; Polystomatidae. The record is from the annotation of a GenBank genome assembly.
AUGUCUAUGUUUGAAGUGGAACAGAUCCAGCAGAAGGAAUUGAUUAGCAAGCUUAAUCUGCAAAUUGUAGAGCUUGAGAGUGUCCUCGGCCGGUUUACAAAGGAAAAUGAAAAACUCAAUCUGAAGUUGGACGAGGAGAAGAAAAAACUGGAGGAUCUUCAAUUUCGAAUGGCGGAAGAGACAAUCGACAAGUCAACUUUAGAAUGUAAAUCGGCGGAUGAUGAUUCACGAAUUUUCGAGCUUGAAGAGGCCUUGGCGACUGCACGUGAUGCUAACGAGGCUGCCGAAGCUGAACUUGCAAAACUUCGUGAUGAACUUAUUAAGGCUGUACAGACUACCGAGACUGGGGUUGCCACGGAGCCGACGACUGCCGAUGAUGGUCCUAAAGAGUCAGAAGAUUUAGCUCCAGAACUCAGGGGUGGCGAUGAAGAGAAGCAAGAUCUUCAGUCGGCAGGAGAACUGGAAACGCAUCUGCAAGAACAGAUCCAAGAACUAAAAGCUCAAGUUCAGGUUCGCACAUAA